This is a messenger RNA of Malaya genurostris, 2010 nucleotides long. RefSeq names its product parafibromin (gene hyx). Bases 184 to 1797 code for a protein of 537 amino acids. Lineage: Eukaryota; Metazoa; Arthropoda; Insecta; Diptera; Culicidae. Gene Ontology annotation, molecular function: RNA polymerase II complex binding. The record is from RefSeq and is a predicted model, not a curated record. The transcript has 5 exons. Gene Ontology annotation, biological process: transcription elongation by RNA polymerase II; positive regulation of transcription elongation by RNA polymerase II. Gene Ontology annotation, cellular component: Cdc73/Paf1 complex.
CUGUCAGUAGGACAAGCCAAAUUUUUCGUUUCUGAUUCGUAUCGCGAUGUGUUUCCUUGUUGAUUAACGCAAAUUUAGUAAAAUUGGCUACAAUAUAAGUAUUUUAGUGGACAAAUAGUGACAGUUUUACAAGUUUUCCAUACAAAAUUUUUCCCUGAUAGAUCAUAGUUUAUUCCUGUCGCAAUGGCAGAUCCGUUGAGUUUGUUACGGCAGUAUAAUAUCAACAAGAAAGAAAUCAUUGAGCGCGAUGGACAAAUUAUUUUUGGCGAGUUUUCUUGGCCAAAAAAUGUCAAAACAAACUACCUUAAAUACGGUUCCGGUAAAAAAGGAGCUCCAAAAGAAUACUACACUCUCGAGUGUUUGUUAUAUAUUCUGAAAAAUGUUUCUCUUCAACACUCGGUUUAUGUGCGGCAAGCAGCUGCCGAAGACAUUCCCGCCGUAAAUCGUCCCGAUAGAAAGGAAUUGUUGCAGUAUCUAAAUGGCGAAACCAGCACAUGUGCCAGUAUCGAUAAGAGUGCUCCAUUGGAAAUUCCAACUCAGAUCAAGCGACCGGCCGAAUCCGAUUCAUUGGAUACAUUGGCCAAGAAAGCUCGCUAUGAGGAUACGCAAGUGCAGAAGGUUAAGGAACAGCUUGCCGCUCGUCUCGAUGUUAACAAGAAGGAAGCCUCCGUCAAUAUUGACAACAUAAAGUCUCUUUCAGAGACUAUGUCUGUGGAAAAAAUUGCUGCCAUUAAAGCGAAACGUUUGGCUAAUAAAAAAGUUACCAUCAAAAGAACAGAUAACGACGAUACAAUGGGUGUUGGUCCGGAUCUGAGAGCUAUUUUAGACUUUGACGUAGAUUCUACUAAAGACAUUAUCAGCAGGGAGCGUCAAUGGCGAACUCGAACCACUAUCCUUCAGAGUAACGGAAAGAUUUUUGCGAAGAAUAUUCUGGCUAUACUACAGGGAAUCAAAAAUCGCGAGGAAGGUCGUGGGCGUCCUCAAGCGCCAGUAAUAAAACUUCCUGAGCCACCACGAGUAAUUCGGCCGCAACCACAGCCAGCGCAGUACAAUCGUUACGAUCAGGAGCGAUUCAAUCGUCAAAAGGAAGAAACCGAAGGAUUCAAGAUCGACACCAUGGGUACCUAUCACGGAAUGUCAUUGAAGUCUGUGACAGAGGGUUCCGCUGCACAGAAGAAAGCCCAGCAGCAGAUUAUGAACAAUAAUGUUCUGUCUGCUAAUCUUCCUCCUGGGCGACCAAAAGAUUUAAUUCCAACUGCCCAAGCCCGAUUGCUACCACAAAAUGCUUCCAACAAAAGACAAAGCAGAACUCCCAUUAUUAUUAUACCAGCGGCCACGACCAGUUUGAUCACAAUGUACAAUGCCAGGGAUGUUCUACAAGAUUUGAAGUUUAUCACAACUGAGGAAAAGAAGUCCAAGGGUGGCGUACGAGACAAUGAAGUUUUGAUUCAGCGUCAAAAAGCAGGCGGUCUCACUGUGCCCUACCGCGUUAUCGAUAAUCCAAUCAAGUUGAGUGCGCAAGAUUGGAAUCGGGUUGUUGCAGUUUUUGUAAUGGGCCCUGCAUGGCAGUUUAAGGGUUGGCCUUGGGAUGGCAAUCCUGUCGAAAUUUUUUCCAAAAUCGCCGCCUUCCAUCUACGUUACGACGAAAUGAAACUGGAUGCGAACGUUGCUCGAUGGGCCGUCACAGUACUGAAUGUUUCACGAACCAAGCGACAUUUAGACAAAGCCAGUCUGAUGGUGUUCUGGGAGAAGUUGGAUCUGUACAUGACCAAGUAUAAACCGGAUCUGCGCUUUUAAGGUCGAUGGAAUUAUUUAGUUUUUCACAAUUGUAACCGUCUUCAUUAUAGAGCUUCAACACAAUGAAUAAUUUUUACUACAAUAGAUAAAAAAUAGGUCUGUCCGAUAUGAAAAAAAAACAAACGAAUGCUUGAUCAUUUCUAAUUAAGUUUUCUUCUAAAUUGAAUAACCUUCUCUUCUAAAUAAUUUCGUGGUUAUAGUGUACACUUUCAG